This is a messenger RNA of Racocetra fulgida, 227 nucleotides long. Lineage: Eukaryota; Fungi; Glomeromycota; Glomeromycetes; Diversisporales; Gigasporaceae. The record is from the annotation of a GenBank genome assembly.
AAUUAAUUAAAAAAAAAAAUAUAUCAAGCUCAAGUGUAUUUUUAUAUGAUGAUAUUUAUGAUGAAACUUGUGAUGAACCUUAUAAUGAACUUUAUAAUAAACCUCUUGAUAAAUCUUAUGAUAAACCUUUCAAUAAAAUUUAUGAUAAACCUUUCAAUAAACAUUAUAAUGAACUUCAUAAUAACAAUAUUACUCAAGAGCUAACAAAUAUAACCUGUUCAAAUGAA